This is a messenger RNA of Anopheles maculipalpis, 2065 nucleotides long. Its product is annotated as myogenesis-regulating glycosidase-like. Gene Ontology annotation, molecular function: hydrolase activity, hydrolyzing O-glycosyl compounds. The record is from RefSeq and is a predicted model, not a curated record. The transcript has 5 exons. Gene Ontology annotation, biological process: carbohydrate metabolic process. Lineage: Eukaryota; Metazoa; Arthropoda; Insecta; Diptera; Culicidae. The coding region runs from base 18 to 2021 and encodes 667 amino acids.
CCGCCUGGACGACGACGAUGGCGAUACGGGUGACAAAGAAGUGUUUCCUACUGUCCACGCUCGGUGUGCUGGUCCUGGCGGCGGCAUUGGCCGUGACCCUCGUGCUAGUACUUCGGGACGAUGAAGAGAUCAGUGAAACCUAUCGCUUUGCGGCCAGCUCGAUCGAACUGCGCCUCGAAGAGCAACCAGAUCACCGGUACGUCCUGAGCAUCUAUCGAGGUGACGAUCGUGUGCAGAGGAUCACGUUCGAUCACGAUUUUACGGAUGACUCCGACAUCGAAACGUUCCCGAAAGGUAUGCGCCUGUUUGGCAAUGGGCACAACAUCGAAAUUCGCGAGCUAGAGGACAGUGCCGGAUUUGCGUACUUGAGCGUAACGCGUACCUUGCGCAAGGGCCAAAUUGGUAGCGACGUGGUGCAUCUGCACGACACCUUCGGUACGGAUCAAAGCCCACUCCACUGGUACGGUGGUCCGGAGCUGAUGGAACAGUAUUACCCGAUCGAGAAGCUACGCUUCGACGACUAUCCUUACAUCACCAAAGAGCUACACAGUGCGGCCAUCAUCGAACGCUACUGGUUCAACACGGCCGGGGUGUUCUUCUACAUCGACAAAGAGGUGCCACUGUUUAUCGAUCAGGACGAUCAAGUGCUGAGAUUUACCGCAAAGAAGGCACUCCCGUACUACACGUACGACGAUGAGUUUGUGUUUAGUUAUCGCGUUGGGGUGGCGGCCGAUGCCCGCGAAGCACAUCAGAAGGCGGUUGAGCGAGUGCUGAACCAACCGGUAGACAUUCCCGAUGAGCGCAUGGUUCGGCACCCGAUCUGGUCAACUUGGGUACGCUACCGACGUCCAAUAAGCCAGCAAACGGUGCUAGACUUUGCGCGCGAAAUUAAUGCGUACGGGUUCAAGAACGCGCAGCUCGACGUCGACGAUUUGUGGGAGGUUUGCUAUGGAUCGCUUACCUUCAAUACGAUCACCUUCCCGAACGUGACGGAGAUGACGGAAAUGCUGCACGAGAUGGGCUUCCGCGUAACGCUCUGGGUGCAUCCGUUCAUCAACAAAAACUGUGAUCCUUGGUAUACGGAGGCACUAAGCAAGGGUUAUCUGGUAAAAUCGCACAACGAAACCAUCGGCUACAAUACAAAGUGGUGGAACAGUGGCGAAAACGAAGCGUCCUACAUCAACUUCAACAAUCCGGACGCGGUCGAAUGGUACCGGCGACGAUUGCGCGAAAUUCAGGACCUCGGUAUCGACAACUUCAAGUUCGAUGCCGGUGAAACGAGCUGGGCACCGGCCGAUCCAGACAUUGAAGGACCGACGGCACUGUUGCCGUCGAGUCAGACCGUAAACUUUGUGCGAAUGUGUGCCGCUUUCGGUGGUAUGAUCGAGGUGCGUACCGGUUGGGGAACGCAAGAUUUGCCCGUGUUUGUCCGGAUGCUCGACUUUGACACACGCUGGGGUUGGAACAAUGGACUACAGUCGCUCAUACCGACCCUGCUGCAGAUGAACCUGAACGGGUAUCCGUUCGUGCUGCCGGACAUGAUCGGUGGCAAUGUGUACGGGGACGAUAUACUGACGAAGGAGCUGUUUAUUCGCUGGCUAGAGGCGAGCGUGUUUAUGCCGAGCAUACAGUUCUCCAAGACACCGUGGGACAUUGAUGAGGAGAGCAUUACGAUAUCCAAGAAGUUUGCUGAACUGCACGAAACAUACGCGGACUACAUCAUCCAGCGGAUGCGACUGGCCGUAUCACACGGUACACCUGUAAAUCCACCGAUCUGGUGGCUUGAUCCAACUGAUAAGAUCGCUCAAACGAUCUACGAUCAGUUCCUGCUCGGCGAGGACAUUGUCGUAGCACCCGUUCUAGCAGAGUUCGCCAACUCCCGGGACAUCUACCUACCCAAAGGGACGUGGCGUGACGGUAACACGAAUCGGGUGCAUGAAGGUGGCCGUUGGAUCUACAACUACACGGCACCGAUGGACACGCUGCCAUACUUUGUUUCUGCCACGUUCCAAGCAAACUGAGCCAAAUUGCUGAUGAAGUGCAAGUGUAACCGAGUUAUGCUAGU